Messenger RNA from Aspergillus novofumigatus IBT 16806, 471 nucleotides. RefSeq lists its product as uncharacterized. The record is from RefSeq and is a predicted model, not a curated record. The transcript has a single exon. NCBI's taxonomy places the organism in Eukaryota, Fungi, Ascomycota, Eurotiomycetes, Eurotiales, Aspergillaceae. The coding region runs from base 1 to 471 and encodes 156 amino acids.
AUGUGGGCUCAACCAGUGACGGUCCAAUUUCAGUCUUCCGAUCUGUCAUUGUUUGUCACCCCAACUACUAUAUCCACAACGUCGAAGCCUGACUCUGUUCCUGUACAAACCACAACAACCUCAACUGCUCUAGCGACAGCCAAUACGUCUCAGAUCCCUUCUGCUACCCAACCCACGGAAUCAAAUCAUUCCCUUUCUUCAACUGGCUUAUCGGCGGGAGCAAAAGCUGGAAUUGGAGUAGGCGCCGGCGUCGGCGGCGUCGCUAUCUUUGCCUUACUAUUCCUUGUGUUUCGGCAUCUACACAAGGCAAGAAGCAUGCGAGCGGCGAGCAAGGGGCAUUACUACCACAACACCGAAGCGCUGGGGGGCCUCGUCCCGCCGGCGGCUUCGAAUUCGCGGCAAGGGCCUCCAUCGGAAUUAGAUAACGCAGAAUCUAGCUCCCGAAAGUAUUUGCCUGAGCUUCAGGGUUGA